This is a messenger RNA of Argiope bruennichi, 2159 nucleotides long. Its product is annotated as kinetochore protein NDC80 homolog. Gene Ontology annotation, biological process: attachment of mitotic spindle microtubules to kinetochore. The coding region runs from base 252 to 2096 and encodes 614 amino acids. NCBI's taxonomy places the organism in Eukaryota, Metazoa, Arthropoda, Arachnida, Araneae, Araneidae. The record is from RefSeq and is a predicted model, not a curated record. The transcript is spliced from 15 exons. Gene Ontology annotation, cellular component: Ndc80 complex.
GUAACUUUACGGUUUGAUUGUGUGAAUGAUUUUAAAAUUAUCCUUCAAUUAUCCGAAAUUUAAUUCAUAUGCAAAAGCAUUAAUGCUGAAAAGAAGAGUUAUAUUUGAUUUUUCAAUCAAGUUUAUUUUAAAUUAAUAGACUAUUUAACCUCCUAACUUUUGUGAUUCGUUUAAAGAGCUUAGCUAGUAUCCCAGAUUGCACAUUCAGAUUCUAAAACAUCCCAGAUUGAAGUUUAGAAUAUCUGUUUAAAAUGAAUCCAAAGUUUGAAAGCAGGAGUGAAAGUAAGUCUCGUAUUCCACAAGGUAGAAAUACAUUUGGUAGAAAUAGUCUCCAGAAUGAAAAUCCAUUAUUUAAAUCCCGACGAUCUUCUUCUGCUGAUCGGCCCAGAAAUUCGGGAGGAAUACCUAAACCAAGGUCUUUGUCAGAAGAAAGGAAAUCUCUUUUAUGCAAUCCUCGUAGAAGCUCAAUUGGCCUCAAUGACUGCAAAAUUCUGAAGGAUCCAAGGCCGCUAUCAGAUAAAGGAUACCAGAGAAAAAAAGUCCAUGAGCUUGUUGAAUUUAUAACCGAUCACAGCAAGUAUCAAACUAAUGCAUCUAAGUUAAUGCCACCUAGCAAGAAAGAUUUUGAAACCAUUUUUCAAAUUCUUACAAACUUUUUUGAGCCUGAUUUUGUCGUUAAGAGGAUUGAAGAGGAUGCUCCUAGAAUUCUGAAAACUCUUCGAUAUCCUUUCAUUCCUGCUAAAUCUGCUUUUGUAUAUGUUGCUCGAACUAACUGGCCAACACUUCUGGGUGUGCUGCUAUAUCUCAUGGACUUGAUUAAGUAUGUUAAUUCCAUUGAAGAUGAAAUGUUUUUCCAAAGUGUAGUCGUUGAAAGACCCCAUGAAUAUGCAAUUUUGCUAAAAUACAUCAUCAACACUUACUGCCAACGAUUGGAUGAUGAAGAAAAGGACAUUGAAGUAUUUACAGCAAUGAUUAGAGACCGUAUCCCAUAUAACAUUGAGGAACUUCGUGAAAAGAAUAAAGAACUGAAUGAAGCAUUAAUGAAUAUUCAAAAGGAAAUGGAUGAAAUUCAAGAACUGAAAGCAGCUUCAGCUGGCCAUGAUAAUAUUAUGAAACAAUAUGAAGAAUAUUUUACUAAAAUGAGAGAACACAGGAAAAAAAGAGAGGCCAGAAUUGAGAAACUUUCUCAAGAAUUGGCAGAGAAAGAGGCUAAGGUACAGGAGUUAGAAAACAUUCUUGCUGAGAAGCAAGCAGCCUAUGAUGCUCAAGGCUUUGAUGGUAAAAAACAGCUGUGUUAUUUCGAAACUCAGAAAAAAGAAUUGAUGGAGAAAUUGCAGUCAAAAAGAGCAGCUGCUAAAAAAUUGACAAAUGAUUGUCAUGAUGCAGAAAUACAAUAUGCUCGAACUUUAGAUGAGGGUGCUUCAGUUUGUGAUACAUUCAAUGAAUUGUAUUUCAAAGUUAGUGAGAAAGCUGCCAGUACCUUUGAUACACUAAAGAAUAUAAAUGAUCCCGUGGUUAAAAAUAUGUGCUCCAAGUUUGCCUUUGAGUUCCCAGAUUGUAAAAUGCAACUCACAAAAAAAAGCAUUCUUCAUCAUGGGGACGCACGUAAAAGUGCAUUGAAUGAAAUUAAAAAGAAAUUUGAUUCUGCAACUUUAAUACUUAACAGUGUUGCUUCAAAAGAAAAUGAAAAAUUACAAGAGAUUUUAAUGAAAAAAUCAGAUUUAUCUGUCAAGAUUAAAGUUGCAUCAUCCCAGGAAACAAAAAAGGAACAUGAUUUAAAUGCAGAAGAGAAGCAAGUAUUAAGUGAAGUGAAAACUUUUGAGGCGCAAUGUGAAGAUUUAUUGAAAAAGCUUGAGGAAGUACGGAAAGAAACAAAUGAAAUUGAAAAAGAGAAUAUUGGGCUUAAAGAAGAAUAUGAAGAACUGGUCACUCUGAGAAAGAAAAAGCAGAGAAUGCUCGAUGAAUACUUGGAAAAACAAAAGCAGAUGGUUGUUCGGCAUGCAGCACAUAUUGAAGCUCUUAAAUUAAAAGUUGAAGAUGCUGGCAAUGAAAUAUAUGAUGUCAUAUCAAAGACAUUAGAAGGAAAUGAAGAAUAAAGACAAACUUGUAUAAAAAAAUUUAUAACUAUAUUUUAUUUCUGUAUAUUUAAAGUAUUCUUG